AUGGUGGCCCUGAGGACGUCUGCUGGACGUAAAGCCGGUGCUAGACAAUUUUCGAAAUCAUGGAAACAAUAUCAAAACCAAAACAACCAAGAGAGCCCAGCGCCGAAGGGCUUCGGAUCCCGACUACGAUUUGCGCUCCGAAACACUAAGGUGGAAUGGUAUCCGAUCCCAGUAGGACUCGGCAUUGGUCUCCUGGGUAUCCUCCAUUUUUACAAGUCGCAAAGAGCCGAGCAGGAACGCCGAGAAAGAGAAGCGGAAGAUGAGAUUAUAAACCCCCCUCCACGGCAUAGGAUCAAGCCAAGCGGGCCAUGGCAGGUUCAGAUCAUGUCGACCCUGCCACUAAAAGCAAUCUCCCGACUAUGGGGCCGCUUUAAUGAGCUUGAGCUUCCAGUUUUCCUUCGCGCGCCUGGAUUUAAACUCUAUUCAUGGGUUUUUGGUGUCAACUUGGAUGAAGUAGAACAGCAGGAUCUCCGCACCUACCCGAACCUGGCAGCCUUCUUCUAUCGCAGACUGAAGCCUGGUGCCCGGCCCUUAGAUCCCGACACCCAUGCGGUUAUCUCGCCUUCGGAUGGCCGUAUCCUUCAAUUCGGUCUGAUCGAACGUGGCGAGGUAGAACAGGUCAAGGGGGUUACAUACAGCUUGGAUGCACUCUUGGGGGCAGCUACACCUUCACAUGCUGAUCACUCCAAGAAGUUCACGGAUCACUCGACAGAACCUUCGCAGAAAGAUGCAGCUGACAUGGCAGCCGAUGAGGAAUUUGCCAGAAUGAAUGGCAUUCCCUACACGCUACCAACUCUCUUCGCCGGUGACCAGGGUGGUGCAAGGCACCGCUCAGCGUCAUUGGACGCUUCAACAGGAUCAAAGGCUGCUGCAGAAGCAGAAGUCAAGGCUGAUCUGGCUCGCGGUGACGGUGCUCCAUGGUAUGCGCCGAAACCCAAGUCGAAUAACGCACUUUACUACGUCGUGAUCUACCUCGCACCUGGCGAUUACCACCGUUUCCAUUCCCCCGUGCCCUGGGUGGUCGAGAGCCGCCGACACUUCGCGGGUGAACUGUAUUCUGUCUCGCCAUACCUGCAGCGUCACCUUCCCGGACUCUUCACUCUCAACGAGCGGGUUGUCCUUCUGGGACGUUGGCGCUGGGGUUUCUUCAGUUAUACCCCCGUUGGUGCUACCAAUGUGGGCUCUAUCAAGGUGAACUUCGACUCCGAGCUGCGCACAAACAGCCUCACCACAGACACCGCCGCAGAUAUGGCGGCAGCUCUUGCUGCCAAGCGAGGCGAGCAGUAUCCCGGUUUCGUUGAGGCAACCUACCUUCACGCCAGCAGGACUCUCAAAGGCCAUCCGCUCCAGAGGGGAGAGGAGAUGGGAGGAUUUCAGCUAGGCAGUACGAUUGUCCUGGUCUUUGAGGCACCAAUGGGCACCCGUAAGUCGUUCGACGCGGGAUAUCAAGAAGGAAAACGCGAGGGCGGGUGGAACUGGACCAUCGAGAUGGGCCAACGCAUCAAGGUCGGUGAGAAGCUAGGGUAUGUGGACACCGAAAAGUGA
This is a messenger RNA of Aspergillus nomiae NRRL 13137, 1545 nucleotides long. Its product is annotated as phosphatidylserine decarboxylase 1. The transcript has a single exon. The record is from RefSeq and is a predicted model, not a curated record. Gene Ontology annotation, biological process: phosphatidylethanolamine biosynthetic process. Bases 1 to 1545 code for a protein of 514 amino acids. Gene Ontology annotation, molecular function: phosphatidylserine decarboxylase activity. Gene Ontology annotation, cellular component: mitochondrion. Lineage: Eukaryota; Fungi; Ascomycota; Eurotiomycetes; Eurotiales; Aspergillaceae.